Messenger RNA from Aedes albopictus (Asian tiger mosquito), 1985 nucleotides. RefSeq lists its product as uncharacterized. The transcript is spliced from 6 exons. The record is from RefSeq and is a predicted model, not a curated record. Bases 246 to 1901 code for a protein of 551 amino acids. NCBI's taxonomy places the organism in Eukaryota, Metazoa, Arthropoda, Insecta, Diptera, Culicidae.
CAUAUUUGCAAAUUGAAGACCAAAUGCAAACACGCCAUAUUUUUUUAACCUCAGUAGUCGCGUCAAAGCCAGAGGUUGUCAAAUUCACAUAGGGUUUCUCCGGUCUCUUCAGCUCCUUCACCAGUCAGCCAGAUCGCAAUUUCAACCACGAACUUCUUCAAGAUUAGUAGCAUCAGUAGAAUAUUUUAUUCACUCUUUUAAAUUUCAAAUUUCUCGUGAAAUUGUUUCAUUCAACAAACUAGAAAAUGGAAGCCAAAGCACUAAAAACCACCAAGGAGAUCACCUCCAGAAUAGACUCCGGCGUGCCCAAGAAACCUUCCAUGAUCACGCUGAUCCACUCCCGCCAACCAAGCACCAUAUCCCGGACAUCCAGUAGGCAAAGCGGCUUGAACAUCGUGGACAGGCGACCUUCCAAUACCAGCGCUAACCGGCAGCGUCCGGCUACCAGCUUCGUGUCUACUCGGGUGUCGCAUCCAUCCAACCCGAACAUUGGAGGCAACGAUAAACUGCAGCUGUCCGUUCAUCAGCUCGGCAAGCUUCCGGCGUAUCUGCGCAAUAGACGUCCGGCGACGGCCAGCGAAUCAGUGACAAGCCACAAGCCGAAGGAGGAACCGUUCCAGUUCCUUGCAAGUUACACCACAUUCCAGCAAAAUAAGGAACCACCGGAAGCGCCGGUUGAUGACUCGGGAAUCGAAAUUGGAAGUCCCCCCUGUGAAGGCCAAGUAGCUGGUGAUGUAGGAGCUCAAGGAGAGGAAGUCCCACUCGGGCAGGACCUCAAGGAAGUGCUCGAGAAGUCUCGACACCUGGCUGCCGUGUGCAAUCGUAAACAGGAACGGAUUGUGCAGCUGGAGGCUGAGCUGGCUGCCCAGGGCAAAAUUAUUCAGGAACGCGAUGAGGACAUCCAGAAGAUGAACACCAGCAUGAACAAGGUGCGAUCGCUGUCCAACUCCCGGGACACGAUCGCCCGAGAGGGAAUGUUGGAGCUGGAGCAAAAGUUUGAAGGUUUGCAACAGGAACUGACUCAGCGGUGUGGCGAGUUGAACAAAUGUAAGGAAAAAUGUUCCAAACUGAAACAGAAGCUGACGGAGUCCAAAGCGUUGGUGGAGGAGCGAGACAAAACGCUGUUCGAGCUCUUGGAAAAGGAUUCGGAGCGUAAAACGGAGCUUGACACCGUGAAGCAACAGCAACAAGAGUUGAAGUUACAACUGACCACGCUUCGGGAUGAACUGGCCACCAAAGAUGCCCUCAUCAGUGAACUUAAAGCGCACGAUCCGAUCAAGAUCGCCCAAUCGGAACUGGAUGGUUACCGAUCAGAAGUGGCGUCUCUCCAGAAGGAGGUGAAAGAGCUGCGCUUCGAAAACCAAAUGCUCGUCAGUGUCAAGAAACAGGACGACGUCAUACUCCAAAUUCGCACCAAGUUGCUGGAGAACCUGGAGAGAAACAACGAAGCAUUCCGGAUUCAGUGCGAGCGGAUUUGUGGCGGCCCGGACGAAGGAGACGGAGAGAAUGGUUGCCCUGGACGAGACGGUGCAAGGACUCGAAACAUUUUAUUAAAUGCUUUGGUCGAGAGGCAGUGGCGAUGCCACGAGGGAGAGCAAAUUUUCUGUGGAGCAGAGCUGGAAAGCUGGAAAAACAAGGGAACAGCUGAUCAGUUGUUGGAAAUGGUGAAAUUUCUUGCCGGAGAAAAUAGAAGGCUUUUAGAUAUGAUUAGGCCCAAAUGUGCUGCAGAAUCGCAAAAUGAAAUUCCAGAAAUUUCAGAUGAUGGACAGAAAACAGUUUCCGAUGAAAGAAAAACACAAGAGCAGAAAUUUAAGAAAGCUGACCAUAGUGAAGAACAAAUUACUAGCAGGACGAUUUACGAUGAACAAAUUUUGUGUAAUGAAGUAGAGCCAGUAGUUUAAAGGAUAUAUAUUUGUACAGCCUAUAUUAUUCUGGAAAAAAAGAGUUAAUACAGUGCUUUAAAUUAGACAUCACUUAAAUAUCAA